AUGCUCCUCACGCCCCGCCUCGGCGAGCACGGCAACUCGGCGUCUGAGGAGGCGUGGUCGAAUGCUCUCCGCCGCUGGCCCGCGCUCCAGCCCUGCGAGGCGCUCCGCGCCACGGGCAGCCACGAGGCGGCUCUGAGCGCGCUCCUAAAGCUGGCGGAGGCGGACGAGCCUUCCCCGGUCGCCGGCUCGCCGGCGUCCGCACCGGCGCUUCCUCGUGGCGCGGUGCCGCCGGCGCUGUCCGCUUACCUGAGCAUGCUCGGCGGCGAGCACGCGGCGCUGCUGCAGCAGUACGUGCGCUGGCUGGUGCAGCACUCGCACCCCGACGCGGUGCUCCCCAGCCUGACCGCGGCGCGGCCGGCAUCCGCCGCGCCGCUCACGCCGGUCGCCGUCGCUGCAAUCCUCCGCGACGAGGCUCCCGCGCUGCUGGUGCCGGCGUACGCCUCGCGGCUGAAGGAAGCGGCCGCGGCGGGCGGCGAGCAGGGCGCGCUCGAGCGCCGGCUGAACGAGCUCCUCUCCGGCGCCGUCCUCUCGCGUGCGCAGGCGGAGCAGCUGCUGCCCGCUGCUCGCGCCGGCGUCAUGGCGCGGAAGGGUUUGGCGCGCGUGUCGCUGCUCUCUCGGCUGGAGAGGCAGGGCGAGGCGCUCGCUCUGCUGGUGCGCGAGGGCGGUGACCCGGAGGCGGCUCGACGGUACUGCGAUGCGCAGCCGGAGGGGCAGCGGGCGGAGCUGCGGCUCUGCUUGCUCGACCUCUACCUCGGCGGCGAGCCCCGGCGGGUGGAGGCGGCGGUGGCGCUGUUGCGGGACUAUGGGGCGGCGGUGGCGCCGGAGGCGGUGCUGGCACGGAUGCCUCCCGACGCACCGAUCUCGCAGCUGGCGCCCGUGGCGGAGGCGCUCCUCGGCCGCUCCUCGCAACGGCGCCGCGAGGCGCAGAUGCUCCGCGCGAUGGAGAAGGCGCGUUCCGUCCAGCUGCACGCGACCAUGCUCUCUCGGCGGGCUGGCCGCACCGUCAUCACUCCGGAGACGCUCUGUUCCGUUUGCUCCAGCCGGAUCGGGACCGCCGAUUUUGCCGCAGCGCCAGGGGGAGAGGUGUGGCACGUUGCGUGCGCGGGCCACGCCGCGGCGGACAUUCGGCGAGCGUGA
Emiliania huxleyi CCMP1516 is the source of this 1137-nucleotide messenger RNA. RefSeq lists its product as hypothetical. The record is from RefSeq and is a predicted model, not a curated record. The coding region runs from base 1 to 1137 and encodes 378 amino acids. NCBI's taxonomy places the organism in Eukaryota, Haptophyta, Isochrysidales, Noelaerhabdaceae. The transcript is spliced from 6 exons. Gene Ontology annotation, biological process: endosomal vesicle fusion; autophagy; vesicle-mediated transport. Gene Ontology annotation, cellular component: cytoplasm; membrane.